GUGGAGACCGUCUUUUCUUCUCCUUGCAAUCUACCUACUCGCUUUCUCUGACGAUCGGGAAUCUCGCCGGCGGCGAUCUAGACAAUCGGGAUCAUCGGAAGUUUUCUCGUUGAGAGAAGAUGAAGAUUUUUGUCAAAACUCUCAAGGGAACUCACUUCGAGAUCGAAGUGAAACCUGAGGAUACGGUUGCUGACGUGAAGAAGAAUAUAGAGACGGUGCAGGGCGCUGAUGUAUAUCCCUCUGCGCAACAGAUGCUUAUUCACCAAGGGAAAGUGCUAAGAGAUGAAACCACUAUGGAGGAGAACAAAGUUGCUGAGAAGAGUUUUAUUGUCAUUAUGCUGUCCAAGAGUAGUAAACCUGCGUCAUCGAGUGGGGCCUCUACUGCAUCUGCUGCUCCUACAACUCAGGCUCCUCCUGCACCUCUCGCAUCAACACAGCCUUCUACCUCCCCUCAGACUCCGGCGCCAGUAGCAAUGCCACAAGCUGCACCUGAAACAGCACCUGCACCUGCACCUGCUGUAACUCAGACCGAUAUUUACGGACAAGCAGCAUCAAACCUGGUAGCUGGAAGUAACUUGGAGGCUACCAUUCAGCAGAUUCUUGAUAUGGGUGGAGGAAGCUGGGAUCGUGAUACUGUUGUCCGUGCACUCCGUGCUGCAUAUAACAACCCUGAAAGAGCUGUGGAAUAUCUCUACUCUGGGAUACCUGAGCAAGCAGAAGUUCCACCAGUGGCUCAAGCCCCGGCUAGUGGUGGUCAGCCAACAAAUCCUCCGGCACAGGCUGGGCAACAACCUGCAGCAGCACCCACAAGUGGCCCUAAUGCAAAUCCGUUAGAUCUCUUCCCGCAGGGUCUGCCUAAUGUUGGAUCAAAUACAGGCGCUGGGACACUUGAUUUCCUGCGCAACAGCCAACAGUUCCAAGCUCUCCGUGCGAUGGUGCAAGCAAACCCUCAAAUCCUACAGCCUAUGCUACAGGAGCUGGGGAAGCAAAAUCCACAGUUGAUGCGGCUCAUUCAAGAGCAUCAAGCCGACUUCUUACGCCUAAUAAACGAACCCGUUGAAGGGGGAGAAGGGGGAAACAUAAGCAGCCAGUUGGGGGGAGCAAUGCCGCAGGCCAUCCAAGUGACCCCUGAGGAACGUGAAGCGAUCGAACGGCUGGAGGCGAUGGGGUUUGAGAGAGGGCUGGUGCUGGAGGUGUUCUUCGCAUGCAACAAGAACGAGGAGCUGGCUGCCAACUAUCUUCUCGAUCACAUGCAUGAGUUCGAUGAAUAGCCAAC
Molecule: messenger RNA, 1276 nt
Organism: Tarenaya hassleriana
Lineage: Eukaryota; Viridiplantae; Streptophyta; Magnoliopsida; Brassicales; Cleomaceae
Product: ubiquitin receptor RAD23c-like
Exons: 12
Coding region: 120-1271 (383 amino acids)
Biological process (GO): nucleotide-excision repair; proteasome-mediated ubiquitin-dependent protein catabolic process
Cellular component (GO): nucleoplasm; cytosol
Molecular function (GO): polyubiquitin modification-dependent protein binding; proteasome binding; damaged DNA binding
Source: RefSeq, a predicted model, not a curated record